This is a messenger RNA of Pan troglodytes (chimpanzee), 9292 nucleotides long. RefSeq names its product xylosyltransferase 1 (gene XYLT1). The record is from RefSeq and is a predicted model, not a curated record. NCBI's taxonomy places the organism in Eukaryota, Metazoa, Chordata, Mammalia, Primates, Hominidae. Bases 75 to 2951 code for a protein of 958 amino acids. Gene Ontology annotation, biological process: chondroitin sulfate proteoglycan biosynthetic process; heparan sulfate proteoglycan biosynthetic process. Gene Ontology annotation, molecular function: protein xylosyltransferase activity. Gene Ontology annotation, cellular component: membrane. The transcript is spliced from 12 exons.
AGCCGCGGGGAGCGCGGGGGCGGCCCGGAGCGUGCCGGGGUCCCCGCGCCUCGCUCGCCGGCCGCGCUCCGAAGAUGGUGGCGGCGCCGUGCGCCCGGAGGCUGGCCCGGCGCUCGCACUCGGCGCUGCUCGCGGCGCUCACGGUGCUGCUGCUGCAGACGCUGGUCGUGUGGAAUUUCAGCAGCCUCGACUCCGGGGCCGGGGAGCGCCGCGGGGGCGCAGCGGUCGGCGGCGGGGAGCAGCCGCCCCCGGCCCCGCGCCGGGAGCGCCGGGACCUGCCCGCCGAGCCGGCUGCAGCCCGAGGAGGAGGAGGAGGCGGCGGCGGCGGCGGAGGAGGAGGACGGGGGCCCCAGGCGCGGGCGCGGGGAGGCGGCCCCGGAGAACCGCGGGGACAGCAGCCGGCCAGCCGGGGGGCGCUGCCCGCCCGGGCUCUGGAUCCACACCCAAGUCCGCUCAUCACCCUGGAGACUCAGGAUGGCUACUUUUCUCAUCGGCCGAAAGAGAAAGUGCGAACAGACAGCAACAACGAGAACUCUGUCCCCAAAGACUUUGAGAAUGUCGACAACAGCAACUUCGCACCCAGGACUCAAAAGCAGAAGCACCAGCCUGAGUUGGCGAAGAAGCCACCGAGUAGACAGAAGGACCUUUUGAAAAGGAAGCUGGAACAGCAGGAGAAAGGAAAAGGACAUACAUUCCCUGGGAAAGGCCCCGGUGAGGUGCUGCCUCCCGGGGACAGAGCUGCAGCCAACAGCAGCCACGGGAAGGAUGUGUCCAGACCGCCUCAUGCCAGGAAAACUGGGGGCAGCUCCCCCGAGACCAAGUAUGACCAGCCCCCUAAGUGUGACAUCUCAGGCAAGGAGGCCAUCUCUGCCCUGUCCCGUGCCAAGUCCAAGCACUGCCGCCAGGAGAUUGGGGAGACUUACUGCCGCCACAAGUUAGGGCUGCUGAUGCCUGAGAAGGUGACUCGGUUCUGCCCCCUCGAGGGUAAAGCCAACAAGAACGUGCAGUGGGACGAGGACUCCGUGGAGUACAUGCCAGCCAACCCGGUCAGAAUCGCCUUUGUCCUGGUGGUCCACGGCCGUGCCUCUCGGCAGUUGCAGCGCAUGUUCAAGGCCAUCUACCACAAAGACCACUUCUACUACAUCCACGUGGACAAGCGCUCUAAUUACCUGCAUCGGCAAGUGCUCCAGGUCUCCAGGCAGUACAGCAACGUCCGCGUCACCCCCUGGAGAAUGGCCACCAUCUGGGGAGGAGCCAGCCUCCUGUCCACCUACCUGCAGAGCAUGCGGGACCUCCUGGAGAUGACCGACUGGCCCUGGGACUUCUUCAUCAACCUGAGUGCGGCCGACUACCCCAUCAGGACAAAUGACCAGUUGGUGGCGUUUCUCUCCCGAUACCGAGAUAUGAAUUUCUUGAAGUCACACGGCCGGGACAAUGCAAGGUUCAUUCGGAAGCAGGGCCUGGAUCGGCUCUUCCUGGAGUGCGACGCUCACAUGUGGCGCCUGGGAGAUCGGCGGAUCCCAGAGGGCAUUGCUGUGGAUGGCGGUUCGGACUGGUUCCUGCUGAACCGGAGGUUUGUAGAAUAUGUGACCUUCUCCACAGACGAUCUGGUGACCAAGAUGAAACAGUUCUACUCCUACACCCUGCUUCCUGCUGAGUCCUUCUUCCAUACAGUCCUGGAGAACAGCCCCCACUGCGACACCAUGGUGGACAACAACCUGCGCAUCACCAACUGGAAUCGCAAGCUGGGCUGCAAGUGCCAGUACAAGCACAUCGUGGACUGGUGCGGCUGCUCCCCCAAUGACUUCAAGCCGCAGGACUUCCACCGCUUCCAGCAGACAGCCCGGCCUACCUUCUUUGCCCGCAAGUUUGAAGCCGUGGUGAAUCAGGAAAUCAUUGGGCAGCUGGACUAUUACCUGUACGGGAACUACCCUGCAGGUACCCCGGGCCUGCGCUCCUACUGGGAGAAUGUCUACGAUGAGCCUGACGGCAUCCACAGCCUGAGCGACGUGACACUCACCUUGUACCACUCCUUUGCCCGCCUGGGUCUUCGACGGGCCGAGACGUCCCUGCACACGGAUGGGGAGAACAGCUGCCGAUACUACCCAAUGGGCCACCCAGCAUCUGUGCACCUCUACUUCCUUGCUGACCGCUUCCAGGGCUUUCUGAUCAAGCAUCAUGCUACCAAUCUGGCUGUGAGCAAACUAGAGACUCUGGAGACCUGGGUGAUGCCGAAAAAAGUCUUCAAGAUCGCAAGCCCACCCAGUGACUUUGGGAGGCUUCAGUUUUCCGAGGUCGGCACUGACUGGGAUGCCAAGGAGAGGCUAUUCCGCAACUUUGGGGGUCUUCUGGGGCCCAUGGAUGAGCCGGUGGGUAUGCAGAAGUGGGGGAAGGGACCUAAUGUGACCGUGACCGUCAUUUGGGUGGAUCCCGUCAACGUCAUCGCAGCCACCUACGACAUCCUCAUUGAGUCCACUGCCGAAUUCACACACUACAAGCCCCCUUUGAACUUGCCCCUGAGGCCUGGGGUCUGGACAGUGAAAAUUCUCCACCACUGGGUGCCAGUUGCAGAGACCAAAUUCCUCGUUGCGCCUCUGACCUUCUCGAACAGGCAGCCCAUCAAACCUGAGGAGGCAUUGAAGCUGCACAAUGGGCCCCUCCGCAAUGCCUACAUGGAGCAGAGCUUCCAGAGCCUGAACCCCGUCCUCAGCCUGCCCAUCAGCCCCGCCCAGGUGGAACAGGCACGGAGGAACGCAGCCUCCACGGGCACAGCGCUGGAGGGAUGGCUGGACUCGUUGGUGGGCGGGAUGUGGACUGCCAUGGACAUCUGUGCCACGGGCCCCACAGCCUGCCCGGUCAUGCAGACCUGCAGCCAGACGGCCUGGAGCUCCUUCAGCCCUGACCCCAAGUCGGAGCUGGGGGCAGUCAAACCUGAUGGCCGGCUCAGGUAGCACUGGGCACAAGGAGUGGGCCACAGCAGGAUCUCAACGGGAAAGCAGCCAGAGGGGUUGUGGGGCCUGAACCCCGGCCUCCCACCCUGGGGGAGGCCCUCUGUGAAUGGGUCUCUCCUGGCCAUAGAAUGAUGGAAAGGGAAGGUCAGCAGGUCAAAGCAGGAUCAGCCAACAACCUGCCUUUGGCAAGCUGCGGGUGGGAUGGCUCAGUCCCUGCACUGUGACUGUCUCACCUCUUCUGGUUGAUCCUCAAGUCCUACAGGUUCCUUGUCUUCCCCUUCCAGUGACCCACCCCUGACCCCAGACGUGUGAUUUUCAGACUUUUAUUUCGAGCAGCAGAACUUCGUUUAUGGAGCACAGUCAUAAGUGGAGGUUCAGGGUGCUGACGAAAUCCAAGCUGCUCUGGUUGAAGCUGCCAAGUGCGAGGUUCCCUCCCAAAGCUCAGCCCUCUGGGCGGUCCCCUUGCCCAGGGUAUCUCCUACGGUACCUCUUCAGAACCCAAGGGCUCUGCAAAUGCCAGUUUGACAAGCACUGCCCAGACCAACCAUGGGUUCAAACUCCAGCCCCGCCCUUUGGUUCAUUUUUCUGCUCCUCUUGGCUGGGGGACUCUGGUGCCAGCCUUGAAAGUCAUGGUCGUGGGCCCUUUCCCAUGGAGGCUGCAGCCUUAGGAGAGCUCUGAGCCUCUCAGCAGCCCUCCUUGGGUUGAACUAUUCUCCUUAGUAACUAGGUAAGUGGGAAAGCCUUUUGAUGUGGCAUGGCCAAGGUCCAGCCACAAGUGCAACUGCCACCUGUCCAGGGGUCUGGGCCUCCUUCCCUCAAGGCUGCCACACAAAGUAGCAGAAAUAGGAUGAUGUUUGUGAGCACCAGACUCAAGACCAUGACCUUCUUUGAUCCUUGAAAAUGGGAACUUUGACAGCCAUGACCAUGAAACUCACAAGGCAACGCGAUGAAACUAAACUCACAAAGCAAUGCUUGGAGCAAAACUCCUGAGCUAGACAGCACAGCAGCACCCAUCCCCUGCCAGAGCCCUUCCGUUCUGAGGUCAGACACACAAAACCUUUGUCAAUUGCACACCGGUGCUGUUGGGAGUGACCAAACCACAUGAACCAGACUUUUCCCGUCCAGGAAAUAGCAUUUCAGAUUUGGUUUUUAAUUUCAUGCCCUUCGGCCACAGGCUCAAUGGGACAUGCAACAUAAAAAUGGGAAGGUUAUUUAAACAACAAAAAACAGUAUGAUUUAAGUGUUGAGUUACCAGAAACCCAAAAGGUUUCCUUGCCACGAGCCCCCUGGAGUGUCAUCCCUGUUCACCAGGAGAGCUCUUCGCAGGAGGCCUCCCUUGCUCCUGUAAUCCCACCUCCCCUGAAUGGUGGGAUUCCCUUGGAAAAAGGUCUCACCCCUGGUAGCCAUCUGCCCUUCCCGUGGAGAGCCAGUCCUGACACUUCUCUCCAGCGUGGGUUUGAAGGGGCUGCCCUUCGCUUUGUGUGACUUGUCCUAAUCCUAGCCAGAUGUGUUGCCCCAUCCCAAGCCUCGCAAGGCAGGGUGUCCUGUUGGCAAUGGAGGACGUAGAGAAGGGACACUUUAGAUAUUUAUUAUUUACAUAUUUUAGUCGAUGACUAAUUAGUAGGUGCUGUUUUUGCAGCUUGUCAAUUAUGUUACCUUACUAACUGAAGCUGCCUUUAUUCACAAAAGGCCCCUUUUCCCAUCUUUUCCCACCCCCUGGUGUCUCUCUCUCUCUCGGUUUUUCUUUCUCUGCGUCUACCCCCCAUCCUCCUCAUCCUCAGAGUAAAGCAGGGGCAUUGAACACCAUGCAAAGAAAGCUCCAACCCGCAUCUUCCACUGGCUUUGAGUGGGGUGCCUUGGGGACCGUUGGAGCCUUGUUUUUUCCUUAUGCAGAGUGUCAGCCUCACUCUCCCUCGGAUUCCAAGAGUAUUGGAAUUCCUGAGCCUCCCAUCCUCCCCCUACUCACCCCCCGUCACAGGCACAAGGAGGUGACAGGCAGAAAACGUGGAGGGUGAGUGGGGAAUGUGCUAGCUGCAGAGCGUUUGGGCCAUUCCUGCUUGCUCCGUGGUUGCCUUCCCAUGGCCCAUCUAAUUAUGGGCAUCCAUGCGACCUUAACAGAAGGAAACAGGCUCCUUUGAGAGAGAUCCAUCUUAGGAAGAGGGUCGUCAGAUCCAGGCAGCAGAGUCCGGGAGAUAGCCAUUCUCAACAGCGAUUCUAGGGAUCUCAGGGUACUUUUCUCAGAAAGCCCCUAUGAUCUCUUUUACAGACUCUAUGGUGGCCACGCGCUGGAUGCCACAUCCUCUUUCUGCCCCCGGCCUCUGCCUCUGGCCAGGGUUUCCCUGGGGCUGCCGAAGCCACUUCGGGAGCUUCCCUUUCACCCUCCUUGCUGGGCCACCAGUGCUUUGUGUUCGCAGCGUUAUUUGCAGUGGCUUUGGGGACUCAGCAGUGGCAAGUCCCUGUGCACAAUGUGAACCUGCAGACUUCAAGAUGGGGCCCCUCCUGCACCCACUAACAUGUCUGCCUUUUUUUGUUUUUAUCCUGGAACAAGUGGAGAAAUGGCAGAGCUGGCUGACUCUGGGGACCCUUCCCUUUUUCCCAUGGCUUCAUUUCUUCCUCACCACAACUAAUUCGGGGAGCUGAGAAGUCACACAGGGUAUUCCUCUCCCUCCUCUGAUGUUAUUAAUUAAUAGACCAGAGAAUAAGGUUGCAGAUAUUACAUUUGUUGUGUUUUUGUGUGUGUUUUUUAAGGAAAAUCCCAAACAAAGCCCAGCAUGAUUUGAGAAAAGAGGAUGUUUUCCCAGGGAAAAUAAUUUUUUUUAACCUGCCUGAGAAUGAUUUAUUUAUUUGUUGGAGGCCGUUGGUCAGACAGCCUGGAGCUUGGGCUGUGGAAGAUUUCAAAAGCAUAGGGCUGUGGUCUCUGGAAACCUAUUACAGCCUGCAGCUGUGAGCUGAGCCAGUGACGAGGUCCCUGGAAACUCAGGAAGGCUGAAAGGUGGGCCUUGGGGUAUUGGUUUGUGGAGAAGGAAGCAUUCUUUAGGCUGCGGCACUCCGUAUAGUUUCCCACCCACCGAGUGACAUUCAGGCAGAAAUUGAGCUCAGGAGACAGCCAGCCUUCCCACAUCCCACUUCACUUCCCGGUCCACGCGUAAAGCAGUGUGUCUCCAAGGAGGCAGUGAGCAAUUCCCAAGGUCCCCGUGUUGUGAGAAGCGCACUGCUUUCUCCCAGGGGAAAAAAAGGCUUUCCUGGUGAGAUCAUGAGUCCUUCUGGCUUCAUUUCUCAUUGUGGGUUUAACUUCUAAAAUGCAAAUGGAGUUUAGAGAGGAUGAGCAGAACCACAGGACCCGCCCGCAUCUCUCACUCACUGCAAUUGCUUCUACUCUGGGUACAAGUUGGGUGUCUGAAGACCAUGUUUCCCUCUGGUUCUCUAGUUUGCAGAUAACACAGAAGACACUGGCUAGAACCUUAAGCUUUCUGCCAAAAAGAUGCAGAGAGCAGGGCAGUAGUUACUGGCAGUGGGGUGUGAAUAAAGAGUCCUUUCACAACCAAGUUCACUGAGGAUUUGGAGCACCAGCUUCCCAGCAGUAUCGAGGGGUGGAGAGGUGUACAUUCAGGUGGAGGGGUACAUCUAGGGGUGGAGAGGUGUACAUUCUAGAAACAGCUGUUAACACACUCCACUUUAAAGACAGCAAGCUAGACCUGCAGGAUCAAAGCCACACACUGUGGUAGGGGUUACAAAUGUUUAUGGGGCCCAGGAUACUAGCAUAGAUGCGUGAAAUGGUUGGUGUGAGGCAAAAGGGCAUGGUGGGGGCAAGGAUGGGGACUGUGGUCUUACUGGCAUGCACAUGACCUACCCAGAAUGAGCAGCUGCUACUCAGCCCCAACCUGUCAUUGUUUGUAAAAAUGUAAGCACAGUGUAGUGGAAUCUUCCAAUUUGGAAGGGAAGCCGGAAAUCCAGAUUUAAUGGAAAAAAUCUGAUUUUUCAACGUCGGGUUUUUUGUUUGUUUGUUUUUGUUUUUUUUAACAGAUAGUGGGCAAAGAAAAAUUCCACUGUUCCACGUGUACACUGCCAGCAACCUCUGCUCUCUGGAGAGGUGGUUUAAAGUGAGAUUAUGCAUUGCCCUGGUAGAAGAGGAAAAAAGCCAGCAUCAGGUCAGGGCAAAAAUAACAGCUCAUGUUGAACUCUGAAUGGGGACCUCUUGCUAAGUCAUUCCACUCCUCAAGAGACCAUUCCACCAAGGGGGGAUGGAUCAUUCAGCUCUCCUGGUCCCAAGAUUGUGCUGAAGGGAAGAAGGAAUAGAAUCUGGAGAUCUGGACUGCUGCCCCUUAGAUAUGCAGAGGUCCACAUCUGCCUGGGGCUACAGCUUGUGGGACUCCAUCAAACCAGGCCGAAAUGGCAAAGACAGUCUAGGAGGAGGAGGAGGAGGAGGUAGGGUGUGAAACAGCCAGGCUCUCUCCAAAUCCCAAGUGUUGACACAGCCAUCUUGUCCCAUCCCUGGAAGCCUCUUUGGAAACCACAUAGAGCUGUGCUGGCUCACGGGAUGUCCUGUUUGCUUCUGCCUCAGUUACCUUACUUUGCCCAUGGGUCUACCACAGGCGCUACCUCAUUGUGUCUGCUGAGAAGUUUACCUGGGAGGGGGGAACAAAGUUGUCCAAAUCUGCUUGAGCUGAAUGUAUGAUCUAUGCAAAUUCUCUCUCUCCUCUCUCUCUUCCUCUCUGGCUCUCUUAGAAGUUUUCUUGUUUUGUUUUGUUUUGUGUUUACCUUGCAAACAAGAUACUGUAUAGGACCCUCUUAAGAUGGAGGAGGGCUUUCUUGCGCCACCUGUGUCUACCCCUCACGUUGUCUUUGGCUCUGGUCUUGCCAGGCUUAUGCAGGGAGAAAGUGGCCUCUCUUCCCUCUCCACUUGGCUGGGAAUAUUCCAACUGCCUCUGCCUACAGAUACCACCAGAAAGCGGGUUCUGCACCUUGUCAUCCCCCUCCCUAACGUCAUCUACUCCAUCCCUCAUGUUCCUCCAACUUGCUUCUCCCAUCCCUCCUUCAAAAACAAAACAAAACAAAAAAAAGCCUUAGGUUUCUCCUUUUUGAAAUGUGGCCUUAACAUUAUUUUUGGGAAGCUGAUCAUCCAUCCUUUCCCUCCCAUCUCCACCAACAUCAGAGAAGACAGCAUCGUGAAGCUUCUGUGGCAGCCUCCUAAGGAAGGGGCUGCCAAUCUGUAGUUUGCAGAUGCUAUAGAAAUUGCUUACAAAUGUCGUCUUUAAGAAAAAUGUUCUUAUAUUUUUCCUAUGGGCAAAAUGAAGGCUUGGGUGCUCACCUAAAGCUCAGCCAACUCCUGAAGCACUCUCUCAGAGCGUACUGCUGCUGUAAUGGGCUGGCUUAAUUAUCGGCAGAGUGCUUGAAAAGGCUUUGCAAACCUCCCCUGCCCCCAAGACUGGGUGACUUUAUAUGUACUUCAUUCAAGGGUAAAUCAGGAGACGUUCUCCAUGUAUCUCUUCGUCCUUCCUGCCUGGAAAGUGAUAGCACUAAAUAUUCCCAGCAGAUGGGUAGUGUUCUCAAAGGGAUCACCCUUUCCCUACCUUCAGACUCUAUUCUUUACCCUUCCAUUGCUCCAGUGCUGAUGGAGGCCAAAGACAACCCCAGGGUUUUCAUAGGAAAUUCACUGGAAUUGUGCGCAAUUGUCUUUGUAGUCCUUUUGCCUUUUUUUUUUUUUUUUAAUAUUAUGUUGUCAAUAGCAUUUGUUUGGGUAUUUGUUUUAGAGGCCUCACUCUAAGUUAUUACCGUCCCCUUCAUUGUUUUCAAAGACAUGUGGUGAUAUAGUUUUUAAAAAUAACUAUUUUGUUAUAGAUCAUAAUAUGCAUAAAACUGUACAGAAAUAUUUUGUAAUGUGUUGAUUUUAAAAAAAAGAAUCUGUAAAUAAAGUUUUAAAAAAAGAAUCCAAAUGGCACACGCUGAAAUAUGUAGAUAUUUUGCUAUUUAUUUAAAGGAGUAUUUUAAGAGAUAUUGAACUAUCUGAAAUUGACCAGUAAUCAAAGUUCCAAUCAUCUGAAUGCUUUUCCUUGAGGUAGAAUGUGAUUCUCAGAAAUGACUGCAUUACCUGCCCUUUUUUGCACCUUUUCUGUCUUUUUAUUUUGCAAAACAACAACAACAACAAAAUUGUGCCUUAGCUGUAUUUUUUUGUCUAGGGGAGUUUGUUUCUGUCUGACAAAGCAACAUUUUUUGCAGAAAACAGUGGAUGUAUUAAAUACUGUAUCAUACCAAAAACACUGCAGGUGUAUAUAGAUGCUUUCUGUCAUACUGUGUUUUCAGAUGCAGAAUUUUAAAAUUAAAAAAAUACUGCCUUUAUGGAA